Molecule: messenger RNA, 1491 nt
Organism: Cyclopterus lumpus (lumpfish)
Lineage: Eukaryota; Metazoa; Chordata; Actinopteri; Perciformes; Cyclopteridae
Product: extensin-like
Exons: 1
Coding region: 1-1491 (496 amino acids)
Source: RefSeq, a predicted model, not a curated record
AUGGCAGCCCCUCCAUCAGCCCCCACUAUCAGCCCCUCCACUAGCCCCUCCACCAGCCCCUUCCACCAGCCCCUUCCACCAGCCCCUUCACCAGCCCCUUCACCAGCCCCUACAUCAGCCCCUUCCACCAGCCCCUCCACCAGCCCCUUCCACCAGCCCCUUCCACCAGCCCCUACAUCAGCCCCUUCACCAGCCCCUCCAUCAGCACCCUCCAUCAGCACCCUCCAUCAGCCCCUCCACCAGCCCCCUCCACCAGCCCCCUCCAUCAGCCCCUUCCACCAGCCCCCUCCAUCAGCCCCCUCCAUCAGCCGAUUCCACCAGCCCCUUCCACCAGCCCCCUCCACCAGCCCCCUCCAUCAGCCCCUCCAUCAGCCCCUUCCACCAGCCCCUUCCACCAGCCCCCUCCAUCAGCCCCUUCCACCAGCCCCUUCCACCAGCCCCUUCCACCAGCCCCCUCCAUCAGCCCCUCCACCAGCCCCCUCCAUCAGCCCCCUCCACCAGCCCCCUCCACCAGCCCCUUCCACCAGCCCCUUCCACCAGCCCCCUCCAUCAGCCCCUUCCACCAGCCCCUCCAUCAGCCCAUCCAUCAGCCACCUCCACCAGCCCCUCCACCAGCCACCUCCACCAGCCCCUCCACCAGCCCCCUCCACCAGCCCCCUCCAUCAGCCCCUUCCACCAGCCCCUUCCACCAGCCCCUCCAUCAGCCCCUCCAUCAGCCCCUCCAUCAGCCCCUUCCACCAGCCCCCUCCAUCAGUCCCUUCCACCAGCCCCUCCAUCAGCCCCCUCCACCAGCCCCUCCACCAGCCCCCUCCACCAGCCCCCUCCACCAGCCCCCUCCAUCAGCCCCCUCCACCAGCCCCUCCACCAGCCCCCUCCACCAGCCCCUCCACCAGCCCCUUCCACCAGCCCCUUCCACCAGUCCCUUCCACCAGCCCCUUCCACCAGUCCCUUCCACCAGCCCCUCCAUCAGCCCCUCCACCAGCCCCCUCCAUCAGCCCCUUCCACCAGCCCCUCCAUCAGCCCCCUCCACCAGACCCUUCCACCAGCCCCUUCCACCAGCCCCUUCCACCAGCUCCUCCAUCAGCCCCUUCCACCAGACCCUUCCACCAGCCCCUCCACCAGCCCCCUCCAUCAGCCCCCUCCACCAGCCCCCUCCACCAGCCCCUUCCACCAGCACCUUCCACCAGCCCCUUCCACCAGCCCCUUCCACCAGCCCCUCCAUCAGCCCCCUCCACCAGCCCCUUCCACCAGCCCCUUCCACCAGCCCCUCCAUCAGCCCCUUCCACCAGUCCCUUCCACCAGCCCCUCCAUCAGCCCCUCCACCAGCCCCCUCCAUCAGCCCCUUCCACCAGCCCCUCCAUCAGCCCCCUCCAUCAGCCCCCUCCACCAGCCCCCUCCACCAGCCCCUUCCACCAGCACCUUCCACCAGCCCCUUCCACCAGCCCCUUCCACCAGCCCCCUCCACCAGCCCCCUCCAUCAGCCCCUAUUAA